GGGGAGAAGAGCAAAGGGGAUAGAGAAAGCAAGGAUCCCAUGACGCCCACAGCUCCACAAUGACAUCACCGGCUCUAAAAAGAAGCGGAAGAGGGAGAUGGGAGGCACCCCACUUAUUAGAUUUCGUCGUAAGGUCCUGCACGCAAGUAAAGAUGCUGCUGCGUCUCUGCGAGGAAGCCUGUGAUGUGCGCCGGGCGGAGCGGCCGGAUCUUGGCACCCUGGUGAACUUCUGAGGAGGGCAGAAGCGACCGAGGCGCCGAGAGACAACUCCUGAGACGCACAGGCUGGCGGCUGCUCUGCGGGGACAGUUUCACUACUGUGGAGACGACGCGCUCUGACUGCAUAUCUGGCUCCGUGCGCAAGAACUGGAGAGCUUUCGGUUAACUUUGAGCUUUCUCUUGUGCCAUUGGCUGGAAACGCAGGCACCAGCGCAGGCUAUAUCCUCCGCAGGGAAACACCAGUAUCUUUUUUUUUUUUUUGGGUGAAUCAUUGUAAAUAUUGCAUUCUAUUGACUUUAUUUCACUUUGUGAGAGCCAUUCUGUGAUCGCUGUUCACAUGAGACGGUCAGGUAUACGCGCGUCUCCAAACGAGGACGCACGGAGAUGUGCCGAGAAGUGUCGAGAUUGUUCAUUCUAAUCCAAUCUCUUACAUUCACUGUCGCAUCUCCGUAAACGACCCAAAAUUUGAUUAUUGUAAAUUAAAUCUUCCCAUCUCCAAGACACUAAUUAAUCCAGUGACCAAAAUGGAUCAAUUCUCGUGCAUUAAGGAAGUUUUAACUCUUCGGGCUGUGUUCUGACUCCGCAAAGGUUGAUGCACAGCAGUGCAAUUACCUGUUAUUUUGGGGGGGUUGGGGGGAAUCUGUUUUACAAAGUGGCAAGGCAUUUUAAUUGAAAGGCACUGAUCCGUGUCUUGACACACUGCCCAGAACUGUUUGUAUGAUUAAAACGGACUUGGAAGACCUGCCGGGGAGGAUGCAAGGGAGCUAACAUUUGGAAACAACAGAGACAGAACGAGAACAACUGAGACUUCUGGAAAGCUGAUCCCAGCAUGGCCUCGGUUCUGGACAGCGGCUGCUCCAUGGAGCUGAGCGGCUGGAACAGCAGUGCGAGCAGCUCCGGAGCCUCCGUGCCCUGCAACCAGAGCGUCCUUAAGCUCGCCCCUUACUCCCCCGAAGCCACGGCGGCCUUCGCCACCGCCAUAACCUUGAUGGUCCUCUUCACCAUCGUGGGGAACAUCAUGGUCAUCAUCGCCGUCCUCACCAGCCGGUCGCUCCGGGGCCCUCAGAACCUGUUCCUGGUGUCACUGGCCGCUGCAGACAUUUUGGUGGCCACGCUCAUCAUCCCCUUUUCCCUGGCUAACGAACUUCUUGGCUACUGGUACUUUAAGUCCCUGUGGUGUGAGAUCUACUUGGCGCUGGAUGUGCUGUUCUGCACCUCCUCCAUCGUGCACCUGUGCGCCAUCUCGUUGGACCGCUACUUGUCGAUUUCCAGAGUAACUUACGGGCGCCAGCGGACUCCCAGACGCAUCAAAGCCGCUAUUGUGGUGGUGUGGCUCAUCUCUGCCAUCAUCUCCUUCCCUCCCCUGCUCUCGUUGAACAAGAGCGAGGCGGGGGACCAGGGGAGCGAGAGAGGACCACAGUGCCAGCUGAAUGACGAACGCUGGUACAUCCUCUACUCCACCGUCGGCUCCUUCUUCGCCCCGUGCCUCAUCAUGAUUCUGGUCUACAUAAGAAUCUACCAAAUAGCCAAACAGAGGACACGUUGCCCGCCAGGAGAGCCCAGGAAGGACGGGGUCGGCUGUGCCACACCAAGUCAGCCUCCAAGGCAUGUGCAGGCCAAUGGGAAGGAUGACGAAGAAAGCACACCCCCUUCAUCCAACAAAACCUCCAACGCCAGACCCCCCACCCUCGCCAUCACCCCUUCUCCAUCCCCAGGAGAGUCUCAAACCUCCCAGAAUCCCACAUCCAAUAACCUCCUGCAACCUCCGUCCCCUUCUCCAGCCAUGACCCCCGUCACGGCCCCCCUCGAUACCUCUUCCCACGGCCCCUCAUCCCCAUCCUCCGUGCCUCAGUCCGCCCCCGCCAAGACUAAAGAGGAGAGGAAGAAGGGCAAGCGGCAGGGAGGGAAAAAGGCUGACAAUAACAACGGCGACAGCUCGAGCACGGAGAGCGAUAUAGAGCACAGCCACGGAGGAGGCCGGGGCAGCAGCAGCAUGCCGGGGUCACCCGCGGGAGGGGGGAUCCACUCCCCGGCUUCGGUCAAGCGCUACCGGGACAUGAUCGCCACUUCAAAGGGGGCUCGGCUGGUGCCAGGGAGGAAGUCGAAAACAGACAACAACCCCGGAGCGGCGAGGCGCAAAGCGAUGGUCAACAGAGAGAAACGUUUCACCUUCGUCCUGGCGGUGGUCAUCGGCGUCUUCGUGGUGUGCUGGUUCCCGUUUUUCUUCUCCUACUCUCUGCAGGCGGUGUGCCCAGAGACCUGCGCCAUCCCCGAUCCACUCUUUAAGUUUUUCUUCUGGAUCGGUUACUGCAACUCAUCACUCAACCCAGUCAUAUACACCAUCUUCAACAAAGACUUCAGAAAGGCCUUCAAAAAGAUACUGUGCAGUGGCACCAAAGGCACUUUCUUUUAGCAUACAUACCCACUGUAUAGGACAUGGACACACAAAAAAUGCUACAUCUGAGGCAUAGAAUAAAAAAAAAACAACAACAAUCAUUUCCAUUUUUCAGAACACUGAAAGGGCUCUUUUAAAAAUAAAGUUGAACUGUGGAAAUUCCAGCAUAAAAUCCAUAACUGAGAGCCACCCUUUUACAGCUACAGUGUGCGCAAACAGGCAACUUGGACUGUGAAAUCCCAGCCCACAGCUGAUGCACACAUCAAUCUUUACAGGGUGUGGGUGAAAACAGGACAUGGAAUAGAGGCAGAGCUAGACUGCAUUAAACUGCUUAACACUUCAGUGUUGCUGAUAAGAUUUCAAAUGCAACGUUUUAUCCUCAGAUCACUCUGAUCAAUGGAUAAUACUUGGAGAGAGAGAGAGAGAACGGUGCAGCAUCAUAGAAGAAAUGCACACACACUCUCUAAAACUGACGGGAGGUCUUGAAGGCAGGAAAGCUGUUGAGAAUUAACUUCUGAAUAAGAAUACAGAUUGUUAAAUGUAUGAUAUAUAAGGUUUUUGUGGUUAUUAAGGAGGCCAGGUCUACUGGAGAAGGAAAACUGGUUAAAAGAAGGAAAAGUGACCUUAGAUUCCUGUGAGCCUAGGGCCCUUUAUUUAUCAAUACAGAGCACAAGGAGCACACAAGGUUAGUGCUGAUUUCUUACAUCUGCAGUCUUAAUUUGCCCAGCUGCGGGGCAAACAUGUGUUCCUCGAUUUUUAUCUAAAAGCGCAACAACAAGCAAAGGUUUAUGACGAUCUCAAAUCUAACAGCACAGACAAGGGCACCCUUUCAAACUGAACUUUUAUGUAGAAAGCCUUCAUUUCAGACACCUUGCUCUCAGCUUGGCAUGGGCCACAAUGGACACUCAGGUUGUUUGUAACGACACUCUCGGCUUUCACCAGUCAUGAAAUAUAGCUGAAUAUAAGCUGAAGUGUGUUGGAUUUUGGGCUUAGAAGAAGAAAACGUAUGUUACUGAGGUAAAGUGAGACAGUGUGACCCCCCCAACCCAACCCCACCCCCUCCCUUCUUCCUCUUAGCUUGCUGAUUCCCUGCUUUUUAAUUCAACCUGGACUAUCCCAAUAAUGGACUGGCCUCCCCUCUAACAAACUGCCUCAGUAUUUGGACAGCUGAGUAACAUUCAUGUCUCAGAGUUUAUCCACAGUAUCUAAUGGGAGGUGCAUCUGCUGAAGACUGAAAAAAAAAACAUUAGAUUCUUAUUUAACAUGUGAACAAUCCUGCUUCCUGAUGAGCAGCAGUAUUUACCAGGUAGAUAUUUACAUUGACCGUAAAGGACAGACAAACAAUGCAAUUAUGGAUCUAUAAUGUUACCCCCAAUUACGCCUACAUGGGUUACUCUGAGAGUCAUACGGCUGAGUCACUCUUUUACCAAUGCCUCUGGCACGUCAUCGCCUGCAGUGGACCUCUACAUGGCACAUUUGGUUUGCUGCUGAGAGGCGAGGGGAUGAAUGGCGCAUUUAUUUUUCUCACCAAGAGACUGAGGCUCUGUCAAUUUUCUCGACACACAUAAAAAAAAGAGAAAAAAAGAAGAAAAUGUGUCUGUAACUGUGAACAGCACACAGGCUUAUUGACUCAAUGGGACAAGGGCUGUCAGCAACAACACUUCAAUUUACUAAUUGUCUAAUUCUGCUGACCUGUGUGAGUGUGUGCGUGCAGGUGUGUGCGCCUAUGUGUGUGAGUGCGUGCGUGUGCGCAUGCGUAUGUGUGUGUGUGUGAGUGUGUGUUGACUUAAAUGUUUUUCUGUAGAAAGUGUCAGUGCCUCCUCUGGCUGCUAUGUACUACAGAUCUACUGUAAUGUUGAUAAGAACACAGACCAGAUUUCCUGGUGCAGGCAUCACAUUGCUAUCUGUCAUGUAAAUUUUUCACUUAAUGGAGAGAUCAGUAGUAUAUCACCACGUUGAGAAAGUCUUACUGAGCUGAAAGUCAGUGUUUAUCAGUGAUAUUAAGUACAUGGCUUUUUAGUGAUCACCCUCAAGGGACCAAAGGGCCUUAUUAAAGGACACCAGCCUGACUCUGUGAUAUCUGGCUCUGUUGUUGCUUUAAUGAAGUAUUACUUUAUAUUUGGUGUAUGUGAUGGGAGGCAAGGUUUGAAAAUACUGUAUUAUUUAUUUCAAACUAUUUUGUGUUUUUCUGUCUGUUACCUAUUUAUUGUUCAGUUAUUGUGCUUUUAUUCUGAAAGUCAAGCAAAGUGGAGAGCUGGUCAGAGGUCAUCUCAACAAGAGCGGAAUUGAUUCACGCUGUCGAGCUCUUGCUUUGUGAGACUGCGCUAUAUUUGAGCUCGGGUGACGUGUUUGUGUUGAACCGAAGGGACGUGAACUUUGAGUUAUGUGCAUCAUGCAGAACCUACAAUGCAACAUUUGUCAUCAUUGUUUUCAUCGAGUUAUGGUACAGUAAAAUGUUCAGUCAGAGAUACAAAGCACAUUCAUGGAUGUACAAUUUAUCAAGCAUGCUGUGGCAGGACAACCUCUCCUCACCAGUGCUACUGUUGUCAAACAUUUCCUGGAAAAGUGAAUCGAACAUGAGCGUGUCAGUAGCACCCAUAGCCAGUUUCAUUUGGAUGGUUUGAAGGCGUUGUUCAGGACAUUAAGGCUAUAAUCCAUACCACACAGAGCUGCUGCUUGGAGAUUUAAAAAAAAAUGAUUUUAAAAAAAUGGUAGAGAGGAAGAGCUCUGUGCACUUGUACAACUGUUCACUUCCCUCAUCUGAAAUGGUUAUUUUCUCUCCAGAAAUACAAACAGCUAUAGCAACGCAAUUAUGACAAAAAUAGCCACAGAGGUCAUGGAUUCAUGGCUGUUUCCAAUAAAUAUGAGUUGUAAUGCUGCUCAAAUUCCCCUCGACCCCCAAAAACCAUGGCUUUAUGUGGUGAGAAUGCUGCUUUGUUUGUUUUAAAAAAAAAGUAUGAAAUAUGGCUUAAAGGUGACAGAUGCAGUAAUCUGCCUCUUGAUCACCAUCCUUUUCCCUGAAACCGCCUGUAUUGUCUCUUCCCCCCCGACUGUGUUUGGACCAAACUGCAUGGUCUGAGCUUAACAAUCUUCUAUCCACCCAUCUGUCAUCAUCCCUCUCCAGUUUGGAAAUAAAGCUACUUGAAAAAGCAUGA
Messenger RNA from Lates calcarifer (barramundi perch), 5768 nucleotides. It is a transcript of the gene adra2b, whose product is annotated as adrenoceptor alpha 2B. Gene Ontology annotation, molecular function: G protein-coupled receptor activity. Gene Ontology annotation, cellular component: membrane. Bases 1048 to 2631 code for a protein of 527 amino acids. The transcript is spliced from 2 exons. Lineage: Eukaryota; Metazoa; Chordata; Actinopteri; Centropomidae. The record is from RefSeq and is a predicted model, not a curated record. Gene Ontology annotation, biological process: adenylate cyclase-activating adrenergic receptor signaling pathway.